This is a messenger RNA of Pieris macdunnoughi, 564 nucleotides long. The record is from the annotation of a GenBank genome assembly. NCBI's taxonomy places the organism in Eukaryota, Metazoa, Arthropoda, Insecta, Lepidoptera, Pieridae.
AUGGCGAGGACUUUCCUGAUACACGCUUGCUUAAUUUUCCUCACGUUUUGUCUAGGUAAAGGCACGAACCGUUGGAGAAGAAUAAUACACAAUUACGGGCGGGAAUUGAGUCCCCAGAAAAGAAUAUUUGAUUAUUAUAAGCCUGCAAUUGAAGAUUACGGUGAAUACUAUGAUCAAUACGAUGAAUAUUCUAAAAAUGAAUACACAGACCUAGACUAUAAUGAAAAGGAAAAAUCGUGGGACGUUGAUGAUAACCUAAGAAAAAACAUUAUUUUUAAUACAACGAAACACAAAUACAAUCUUGUUGGACCUAUAAAGACAAAGGAUCAAAAGACACAAGCUUUCAAAUGGCCUAAAUUCGAAGAUAUGUUACUAGACAUGGGAAGAAGGUACGAUUGGAAAAAUGAUAGAUGGAUCAAGGUGAAAAAGAAAAUUAAAAAUUUGGAAAAGCGGAAAAAUAUAACAAGUAUACAUGAGAAACACAAAUUUAUUUAUAGAAUAGUUAGAUUAAAUAGACCGAAGAGUAAACGGAAUAUUGUAUUAGCUGUUACAGCGGUCAGAUAG